Nannospalax galili (Upper Galilee mountains blind mole rat) is the source of this 2717-nucleotide messenger RNA. RefSeq names its product zinc finger protein 275 (gene Znf275). The record is from RefSeq and is a predicted model, not a curated record. The coding region runs from base 273 to 1763 and encodes 496 amino acids. Gene Ontology annotation, molecular function: DNA-binding transcription factor activity; RNA polymerase II cis-regulatory region sequence-specific DNA binding. The transcript is spliced from 6 exons. Lineage: Eukaryota; Metazoa; Chordata; Mammalia; Rodentia; Spalacidae. Gene Ontology annotation, biological process: regulation of transcription by RNA polymerase II.
GCUCCGGAAACGCUCGGCGGGGCUGCUGGGCUCAGCCGGGCGCUGGCGGCUCCGUGGCGCUUCCUGCCACGCCGGGCCUCUACGCCGCGCCAGCUCCGCUUCGAGCGAGCGUCAGCCGUCACCCGGGUUGGGUGAGCUUGCGGACCGCGGGAGGGACGUGCAGGUCCAGUGGUCGCGAGGGAGGCAGAGGGAUGAGCGGGCCUGAGUGAGCUUGGCAGCUGGAGUGGGAUCUUCCCCAUAGAACUAAUCACUUGGAACUGUUCUGAGACAAGAUGAGUCAUCCCUGUAUGUCUCUUUUGGCUCCACCUGCUCCCCAAGGUCUUGCCCUUCCCCAGGAUGGAGCCCCAGGAAACCAGGUCCUGGCAGUUCCUCUUGAGAUGCCGGAGGCCCAGGAUUUGGUGCCCUUUGAUAUUGUACCUUGGCACCUUACAAAAAGGGAGUGGCUGAGUCUGAGCCCAGAGCAGCAGACACUGGCAUAUCCCGGGACUGUGACCUCCAUUGGAGUUCCUGUUGUGAGUCCUGCUUUCGUUUCUCACGUGGCCCAAGGACAAGUGCUGUUGAUAUCAGACCCAUCCCUCAGUACAGAUCACACUAAGUACCCUGAAAGCAUCUCUGUAACUUACCACCAGAAGAUGGAUGAAGAAGCCCAGGCACAAGAGAUGGCUUCCAUGAGCUCCCCGAGGGCCAGUGACCCCAGCGCUGAGGUCAAACAGAAUGGGGACUCUGAGGGAAGGGGAGGGAGCCCACCAAAUCUGCCCAUAGAACACCAUUUUGCAUGUAAAGAGUGUGGGGACACCUUCCGGCUUAAAGUGCUCCUUGUUCAGCACCAGAGGGUUCACAGUGAGAAGGGCUGGGAGUGUGGUGAUUGCAGGAAGGUCUUCAGGGGGGUGUCAGAGUUUAAUGACCACAGGAAGAGCCAUGUAGCUGUGGCUGCUGAGCCCCGGCCUGGCCCCAGUUGGGCUCUGGAAGAUGCUGUGGAAAAGAGGGAGCAAAUGGAGAGGGAGGCGAAGCCCUUUGAGUGUGAGGAGUGCGGGAAGAGGUUUAAGAAGAACGCAGGCCUUAGUCAGCACCUCAGGGUGCACAGCAGAGAGAAGCCCUUUGAUUGUGAGGAGUGCGGGCAGUCCUUCAAAGCCAACACCCACCUCUUUCGACAUCAGAAGCUCCACACUUCGGAAAAGCCCUUUGCGUGCAAGGCCUGCAGCAGGGAUUUCCUGGAUCGCCAGGAACUGCUCAAGCACCAGCGGAUGCACACAGGCCACCUGCCCUUCGACUGCGAUGACUGCGGCAAGUCCUUCCGGGGAGUGACCGGCCUGGCGGAGCACCAGCGCAUCCACAGCGGCGCCAAGCCCUAUGGCUGUCCCCACUGUGGCAAGCUUUUCCGGAGGAGCUCAGAGCUCACCAAACACCGGAGGAUCCACACCGGCGAGAAGCCCUAUGAGUGCGGCCAGUGUGGAAAGGCCUUCCGCCAGAGCUCCAGCCUGCUGGAGCACGCGCGCAUCCACAGUGGCGAGCGGCCCUAUGCGUGCGGCGAGUGCGGCAAGGCCUUCCGCGGGCCGUCCGACCUCAUCAAGCACCGGCGCAUCCACAGCGGACUGAAGCCCUACGAGUGCGACAAGUGCGGCAAGGCCUUCCGCCGGAGCUCCGGUCUUAGUAGGCACCGGAGGAUCCACAGCGGGGCCAGGCGCUGUGAAUGCAGCGAGUGCGGCCGUGUGUUCAAGCGGCGCUCGGCGCUGCAGAAGCACCAGCCGUCCCACCGCGAGUAGAUAUCUUGCCACUCCGAGAGCGAUGCCAGGGGUCCACAGAGGCCAUGUCCCAGUCAAAGGAGAUGAACAGUUUUGUAGCGCUUAUCUAUUUUAUUGUGAAUCAGUGAACCAGUUUCUACUGCCACCAGCAAUUAAGUAUCCAUAGUUUCCCAUUAUGCCCAUAUUAACAUAGCUUGGCUACUUUGCCUGGUAGAAAGUACCAUUGAGGUAUUUAAAUCUCCACGUCUGGAAUGAGGGGAGAAAUCUGGAUGUGGGGAGUCUAAAGAGGGCUGAGAGGUUAUCUCCAAGCUCUUCCCCUGAGGGAAACGCAGAAACGUUCAGUGACAUCAAUAUGAUGCAGUACUACCUUUCUCAAAAGGAAGAUUGCCCCAGGUGUUUGGCCUACUUGAAUUUAUAAAUUUUUAGGGAUGUAAAUAGAAUUCUCAGAUAUUUGUCCUAUAAUAUUUAAUUUAUUAAUUUAGCUAUACAUACAUAUUAUAAAUCACAUAUAGAAUAAUAUAUUAAUUUAGAGAAUACUCCAUUUGUUAUUCGCUCUUCACGUGUAUUUUUGACCUCACCAUCUUCACCAACAUGGGGACCUCUUUGGGUCAUCAGCUGGUAUUUGAGGACUGUGACAAUCCCUGCGUGAGGCUCUCACCAGAAACUUCCUCCCAAGCCAUAAGAACACAUUCGCCUAAUAUUAGGACAGUUAUUUGUGUGUUUUUAAAUUAGUCCUGUAGCUACAACAUACCCACUAAAAGUGGUGCUUUUUCAGAUGACCUUUAAAAAGGCUUUUUUAAGCAUCUCAGACAUCACUCUUAGAUCACACUUCUAGUAAAACUUACUGGCUUGGGGAUAAGCACUUUUGUCUCUGUUUCUUAAGGUAAUUCAAUCUAGUGACCCCACGCAUACCCAAAACAGACAUCGGUUGGGGAUUGUCCUCACACAGCAUCAUUGUGUUCGAAAGAAACAGGA